AGAUUCAUUAAGCGAAAAAACCAGGGUUCUUGGUUUUCCGGAAACGAAGAGGAAACGAAGCAGAGUCGUGGCGGCUGAGGGGUGUGAAUAAGAGGGUAAAGGGAAGAAGAAGAGGAAGGCAAGAAGAAAAGCGAAAUGAGAGGAAAUCGUAGCACGAAGGAGGAUAGACAGAAAAAAGAUCUGGCGAAAGACUGAGAAGGGUGUAAAUUCGAAAUUUAGUUUGUUUGAGUGCAAUUCUGAAGGAUAACUGGGGCUUUGACAACUCAAUAUAGUUGAUCAUGUCAACUCUCAAGGAUCUUUUACCUCCAGCGAAGUCGACCACAACCACGUAUUAUGACCAUUCAAAUGACCCAUGGUUUAAGCAGCGUUUCAGCUCAUCUGAAAUAGAGCAAGCCUCUGUGAUCAAGCACAAACCUGUUCCUCCUUACUUGAAGCGUGCUGGUUUUGUUCCUCGAAAAGUUGAGGAUUUUGGUGAUGGUGGCGCUUUCCCUGAGAUUCAUGUUGCUCAAUACCCUCUUGAUAUGGGCAGGGCUAAAUCCGCCAAACCCGGGUCAAAGAUUCUACCUGUGACAGUGGAUGCCCAUGGCAAUGUUGCUUAUGAUGCUAUUGUUAAGCAGAAUGAGAAUGUGAAGAAGAUUGUUUAUUCACAACAUAAAGAUCUCAUCCCAAAGAUACUGACAAGUGAAGUGGAGAGUGAAGAUGAUGAAGAGUUGCAGAAAGAGAUUGAGGAUACAAUGCAGGAAACUAAGGCUGCACUUGAAAAAAUUGUGAAUGUGAGAUUGAGUGCGGCGCAACCAAAAAAUGUACCAAAACAGUCUUCUGACUCAAAGUAUAUUAAGUACAAGCCAUCACAACAAUCUGCAGCAUUCAAUUCAGGUGCGAAGGAAAGAAUUAUUAGAAUGGUGGAGAUGCCUGUGGAUCCACUUGAACCCCCUAAGUUUAAGCACAAACGGGUCCCAAAAGCAUCAGGAUCGCCACCAGUGCCAGUCAUGCACUCUCCUCCUCGUCCUGUGACAGUGAAGGAUCAACAAGAUUGGAAAAUUCCGCCAUGUAUUUCAAAUUGGAAGAAUCCAAAGGGUUACACAAUCCCACUUGACAAGCGUCUUGCUGCUGAUGGAAGGGGCCUCCAAGAAGUCCAGAUUAAUGAUAAUUUUGCCAAGCUAUCAGAAGCUCUAUAUGUUGCAGAGCAGAAGGCUAGAGAAGCUGUUGCAAUGAGAUCAAAAGUUCAGAAGGAAAUGAUGAUGAAGGAAAAGGAGAGGAAGGAACAAGAACUUCGGGCAUUAGCCCAAAAAGCUCGCUCUGAGAGAACAGGUGUGGCUCCUGCUGCUGCUGCAAUUCCAAUCUCAUCUGAGAGGGGUGGGGUUGAUGCUAUUGAUGCCAGGGGUGAUAAUGAGCGUGUGAGAGAGAAAGAGAAAGAAAUGUCAAAGGAGACAAGAGAGGAAAGGGAAGAGCGAUUGCAGAGGGAAAAAAUUCGUGAGGAGCGGCGGCGGGAGAGGGAGAGAGAGAGAAGGUUGGAGGCCAAAGAUGCUGCUAUGGGCAAGAAGAGUAAGAUCACUAGAGAUAGAGACCGUGACAUUAGUGAGAAGGUUGCCCUUGGCAUGGCCUCUACUGGAGCUGGAAGAGUGGGUGAGGUUAUGUAUGACCAGAGGCUGUUUAACCAAGAUAAAGGAAUGGACUCUGGGUUUGCCACGGAUGACCAAUACAACAUUUAUGACAAAGGCCUAUUUACCGCUCAGCCAACACUUUCGACCUUGUAUAGGCCAAAGAAGGAUGCUGAUGACGAUAUGUACGGAGGGGCGGAUGAACAGUUGGAGAAGAUUAUGAAGACAGAUCGCUUCAAACCUGACAAAGGAUUUGCUGGAGCUUCUGAGAGAGCAGGUCCCAGAGACAGGCCAGUUGAGUUUGAGAAGGAGGCAGAGGAAGCCGAUCCAUUUGGAUUGGAUCAAUUUUUGACAGAGGUUAAGAAGGGUAAGAAAGCCAUGGAAAAAGUAGGAGGCGGAGGUACAAUGAGAGCCAGUGCUGGAUCUUCCAUGAGAGACGGCCACGAGGGAGGCUCCGGUAGAACACGCAUUGGGUUUGAGAGAGGGCGAUAAGUGCGCCCCUCAUAAGGCUUUUAUUAGCUUCUUUAUGUUCGAUCUUGAGAUUAAUGUCUUUCAGCUUGUUGACAACAAUAGGGAGAAUGUUGUAUGCUAUCUUUUGAAAAUACAUAUUUUGUGAAUUUUGGCAUGUUUGAUGGGGAAAAGAGUAGAAAUUAUCUUAAUAAUGCAUGAAGUAGGCAAA
Carica papaya (papaya) is the source of this 2280-nucleotide messenger RNA. RefSeq names its product chromatin protein family (gene SKIP). Gene Ontology annotation, biological process: mRNA splicing, via spliceosome. The record is from RefSeq and is a predicted model, not a curated record. NCBI's taxonomy places the organism in Eukaryota, Viridiplantae, Streptophyta, Magnoliopsida, Brassicales, Caricaceae. Gene Ontology annotation, cellular component: spliceosomal complex.